AAUAACAAUGGCAGUUUAUCAUAAACCUCCGCCACGUAAAUCUACACGUAGCCUACAGCUAAUUGAGCGUAUGCGAAAGUCAAUUGGACCACGUUUUUAUCCUGGUUCUGAAGAUCCUAGCCAUUCAGAUGAAUCAUUCACCCUGGAUGAUUCUAGUGAUGAUGAAGAUAUUUCACAGCAAAGCACUGAUAUCAUUGAUAGGAUAAUAGAAUUCCCAUUGGAUACAAUGCCAAUCGGUAUACGGAAAAAACAAACAGAAAAGGCAGAAAGUAAAAAAAUUCUUGGAUUCGGUAUGAAAUCAUCACGUUUCCCUAAAGCAUCAAGUAAUUUGACAAUAACACCAGCACCUGGCACCUAUGAAAAGUAUCAGGAGUACAAUGUGAAACCAAAAUUACCGAUAUGUCAGCAACCUUUUACGAAAGCCCCAAAUGUAAAUCGUCAUUUUCGUGCAGAUACUAUUUAUGUUGGACCUGGUGUAUAUGACUUUGAAAAGUUCUAUAAAAGAUCUACUGUAGUAGAAUCAAAAGGACGUUUUGAUACAAGCAAUGAAUCUAGGUGUAAACCAAUCAAAGUUGGUUAUAUGGCUAGACUGAGUGCAAUUUCACCGAAUCAAUACAGCCCAGUAGAUCCUAAUAUGUAUCCAUCAACUUUCAAUGUUAAAUCAGUGCCAUUUUUAAAGAAAGCACCAAGGAUGACUAAAAGAGAAUUCAAUAAUUACAUACAAAAUGUGACACCAUUCACUGGUCCUGGAAGAUAUCAUCUUCCAAAAUAUGAUACUUCAGAAGAAAAAGAACCUGAAUAUCAUUUCUACCUUUCAAAGUGUCCGCGUAAUUUGACUUUAUUGGAGGAGAAAAGAUUACAGGCGCGACUUCAUCCGACUAAUAUACCAACAUGGAAUUCAUGUACACCGUUCAUUCCAACACGCAGUUAUGAUAAAUUAGUUGGGAAUUAUUUAAAAAUACAAUGA
Trichobilharzia szidati is the source of this 967-nucleotide messenger RNA. The record is from the annotation of a GenBank genome assembly. NCBI's taxonomy places the organism in Eukaryota, Metazoa, Platyhelminthes, Trematoda, Strigeidida, Schistosomatidae.